This is a messenger RNA of Salarias fasciatus (jewelled blenny), 1263 nucleotides long. Its product is annotated as zona pellucida sperm-binding protein 4-like. Gene Ontology annotation, molecular function: structural constituent of egg coat; acrosin binding. NCBI's taxonomy places the organism in Eukaryota, Metazoa, Chordata, Actinopteri, Blenniiformes, Blenniidae. Gene Ontology annotation, biological process: prevention of polyspermy; binding of sperm to zona pellucida. The record is from RefSeq and is a predicted model, not a curated record. Bases 1 to 1263 code for a protein of 420 amino acids. Gene Ontology annotation, cellular component: egg coat. The transcript has 8 exons.
AUGUAUGAUGCUCAAUCUUCGCCUCCUGGAUCCAAAAAGGUGCCUCAGAAUCCUAGCCCGCCACAAAACCCAUCUCUUCCACCUCCACGGAAGAAACCAUAUCCUCAGACAGCCGGCGAUCAAUCUGCCAAGCCACCUCAGACGCCUCAAAUACAGCGACCACCACCAGUGCUGCCACCGCCCGUGACCAGCUGUGAAGUGGAUGACACCGUGAGGGUUCCAUGUGGACCUCCCGGCACAAGCAGGGAUGAAUGCGAAGCCUUAAGCUGCUGUCACGAUGGCCGCCAGUGUUAUUUUGGAAAGGCAGUGACUGUCCAGUGCACCAAGGAUGGCCAGUUCAUUGUUGUCGUGGCCAAAGACGCCACACUCCCCAAACUCAAUACUGACACAAUCAGUUUGCUGGGAUCGGGUCCAGGAUGUUCAUGUGUUGACUCUAACUCAGCCUUUGCCAUCUACCAGUUUCCCGUCAGUGCCUGCGGGACUCUCGUCAUGGAGGAGAACGGUGUCAUAGUGUAUGAGAACAGUAUGUCUUCUUCGUUUGAAGUGUUCCAGGGACCCCGCGGAGACAUCACCAGAGACAGUUUAUAUGAACUGAUGUUCCAGUGCAGGUAUAUCGGCCAGUCUGUUGAAGUUGUGCUUGAAGAGUUUCUUCGAGUGGAAAAUCCCCUUCCAGUCGCUGGGUUGGGGCCUCUCCGUGUGGGCAUGAGGCUGGGCAAUGGACAGUGUCUAUCCAAGGGUUGUGAUGAGUUGAGCGUGGCCUACAGUUCCUAUUACACAGAAGCCGACUAUCCCAUCCCGUUCGUACUCAGGGAUCCCGUAUAUGUGGAGGUUCUCAUCCUUGAUCAGGCAAAUCCAAAUUAUGUCCUGACACUCGAUCGCUGCUGGGCCACUACGUGUGAGGACGCUUACAGUUUGCCUCAAUGGGACAUUCUCAUAAAUGGAUGUCCAAACCAGGCUGACACUUACAGGACGGCACUGGUUCCAGUUCCCACCACCCUCGACCUGCCACGUCACUACAGACGUUUCGUUUUCCAAAUGUUUGCCUUUGUGGAACAAAAUACAAAGAACCAGAAGCAAGAACUGUAUAUUCACUGUAGUACGACUGUGUGCGUGCCCUCACCGAGCGGAAGCUGUGAACCUAUUUGCAUGCAAAGAAGUAAGAGAGACGUCUCAGACGUGUCAGACGUGGAUCAGAAGACUAUCGGACCAAAGAUGGUGGUUUCUUCUGGACCGCUGGUCGUAUCGGCUCCUCCUGAGGAAUAA